GGGGUUGCUGUUGGUGCAGAGCCAAAAGAUAAUAAAGUGCAAAGUGGAUUAUUUACAGUACAGAGUGGCUCACACCUCUGUGGGACAGAAACUUCAAGAGCUCCACAAGUUUCGGGAUUACUCAACAUCGACUGUUUACACUCUAAGAUGAGGUGUUCCUUUGUCAAAGACUAGGUCAGCACAACUUUUGGUGUCCAUUUGAAUGAAAGACCAUGCAGCUAAAGCUUUAAAUGUUGAAAAGAUUGAAAAGAGAUUUGUAGUUUAGGGGACCAAGCAUUUUAUUUUUCGGUAGCUAAAUCAGCCAAGCAUGGAAAAUGAAACUCAUGUAGUCUCCUGGAGCAGAAAAUCUAUUUUUAUGAUACACCAGUGAGAAAUGCAACUGAGUGUUAAAAGUUCCCACCAAACAAAAGUUCCCUCCGUUAUAAGUAUCUCUCCAGGUAUAUUACUAUGGGAAAGUGAAAGCACGUUAUGCAGGGAAAUAGCAGUGGAGUGUUACUAAUGCCUCCAAGCAAGCAAAAUACUUAAGAAGACUUUAAAGCUCCUGUGUCUUUUUUAGUGUUUUAUCCCUGGGAAAAGUUAUGAAGAACUACAACAAGUCUGUACAUCUUUAACCCACUAACAGUGCAUAAGCCAGCUGGUAGUGCUGAUAGUAACCCCGAAUUUCCACCGCAUCCGGAAUGGCUCCAAUCCGGAAUCCUGAAUCCAUCGCCACUUAAUUUUUUUUGCGUCGCUAACAUAGACUGUAUAUACUAUGGACAACUUGGUUUUGCCUUCCACCAGUAUACGGAUCUGAAGCCGAACAGUUCUCGGUAAUUCUAGGUUUUUUCUCCACUUCCUGAAACCAACAUUGUGCAGUAGCGUUGUAUGCACUCCACCACUUGUGCAGUAGCAUUGUGUGCAUUCAGCGGGGGAGUCACCGAGAGUCACUGUGAUGACUCUCGGCUCAAACAGCGUAUCCCCCGGGUGAGCUACGCAAUCCUUGUACGCCCAUAGGCUGUAUCAAGUGUCAAGUGAAAACAUGAACCUCUUAAUAACUUUUAAAAAGGAGCUGUACAGAAAAAAGAGGACUUGAGCACAAACCAGUCUUACAGUAACUACAUGUCAACCUAAUCAAGAUCGGACAAUAUGACAAAGUAUAUCGUGAUCAUCUUUUUGGCCAAAUCGCCCAGGCCUAUUGUGACGUUGUUUUCAAUGAUUCUAAUAUUAGAAGCAGGGUUGGAAUGUUUGCCGAUUGGUUGUUUUGCCGAUUCGUGCAGUUUACAGCACAACAGCUCCUUGUCAAUUUCUCUGUUGACUCUGCUAGUAAGUAAGAAAUGUCCCACUUCCUGCCUCCUGGCUGCGCGCGCAUACCUAUAAUAAUGUUGCACAGAAACCCGAUGGUGUCCAUUUUUUUUGCAUCAGUAACUUCGGUUGUUGCUUCUUCUUUUUUUUUUUUUUUUGCAUUCUUUUUUUUUAUAUGUGCAGCAGUGACGGUUCUCGGCCACCAUAUAUUUAGAGUAGUCGUUAUCCACCCUUUACUUUCAGUUCAUUCUGUGGGCAGUAUAUGUGACGUCACUGGUCUCUAAGGGGAGGGGGCGGGGGGUCGGGAGGCUCGCGGCAGCAGGUGAGAGCGCAGCAUCGUUUCCUCGCGGCUUUCAGAGACGCAGAGCGGCGGAGUAGCGGAGCCGAGCGGAGCCAUGGGAAAGCUUCAAGAAUUUGAUAUCACUUUUACCAACAACAAGGUGGUUUACGGUCCCGGGGAGUCUAUCAGCGGAACUGUGAAGAUUAAAACCGCCAACUCGCUGCAGUACAAAGGUAAGCUGUCCUUUCUUCAACAUGUUUUCUAACAUGAGGGGAAGGAACAGUUUUGCCAGCGUGUCUUUCACCGCCUGCUGAAGAAGCGGACUGCUGCAUGUAAAUAAACUUUUCCUCCCUUACUGUGGACACCAGGAAGAAAAAAUAGGGCUGAAUUUUUAACUGCGUGAUUGUCUCCCGGUUGGUGAUAUGGCUCAUUUUGUGACCGAGUGAAAUAAAGUACGUUCAUGACGGUUUUUUGGUGCUUCUGCUUUGGGGAGUGGACGUUCCCACGCAGCACAUGACACGAGCAGCCGCUGUGGACUGUCAGCUUUUUCAGUAGUUUCAGCCGGUUGAUGCUGCUCGGUAACUAUUCAUGUUGUUUUGAAACCACAUCCUGCGUGUUGUGACAUGUUGCUUCUCUUUAAAAUCAAACUAGAAAUAUGAACGGAGAGAAACACACCACCCAAAUGAAGAACAACAGGUGUUGGACCCUUAAUACUGAGAGUAAACAUCUAUUAUUAGUAAGGAGAGAGGAUUAAAUUUUAUGGUAGCAGUAUUCCAGGAAAACCAGCCCAAAUGGUUUAAUAAUGAGGGGUGAAGUCAGUUAGCAAGGUGAACACCAGCCCCUGGGGUUGCCAUGGAGGUGCACAAAGAAUCUAUUGUAGGUGUGGGAUCCUUGUGGGGAUUUUUGUCUGAUAGAGGGUUGCUAUCAACUUGUAACUAAGCACUUUUUCAAAGGGAGUCUGGCACCGAGGUAUGUUAAUGGACAGAGAGAGAAAGCCCUGAAAAGAGAGGACUUAUGAGCAGAGGAGGGAUGCUGAAGCAGUGUUUUUGUCUCUGUUCAUUCAUCAUAGACCCAAACAGCACUGACAGACAGACAGACCUGAUGUAUAACUUUGCUGAGGUAUCUUUGUUGUUUUGAGCAACACUGAUACAGCAAAGGUAGGGCUGGGCGAUAAAAUGACAAGGAUAUAUAUUGAAAUUUAAUUUCCCUUGAUAUCAAUAUAAAACAUGGUCAAUAUGCUUUUUAAUAGUCGGCAUUCUGCCAUGUUUUGGUAGACUAUAUGAACAGCCAAUGAAAAGGGGAGUUGCUUCGGGUCCACUUCACUCUGAACCAAUAAUGUGCUGAACUAGAACUAAGUAGCAAACAACUGUGUGGUAGUAGGCUGCAGCUACACGCAACCAUAGCACUUUAACCAUUCAUUUCCCCCAUAUCUGGAACGGCUACGAAAAGGACGUAACCACCAAUCAUAGCUGAUCGCAAGAGUUCUAUUUUUUCCGGACGCCGGAGCAUGCCGGAUAAAUACAGCACAGAUUAAGCCGUACUGGAACGGAGGUCGGGCACAGACACAAAAUAAAAGAUCCGGCUUCUUUUCAAAAUAAAACACCCCGUGUUUCAGGUGGCUCUUAUUUCACACCAUGCGAACGGGCGGGGAUGAACAAGUGAAAGGUUUUCAGGUAGCAAUUUACCCCGAUGACACCAAGGAUGAGGAGAUGCUGUAGUGUAGAAGUGUAGAAGUAGAUUUCCUCCUCUGGAAGGACACAAUCUACUGCUUACAUGGUUAGCCUAUGUGGCUAAGGACAACUUGUUAGAUGGCAACUUGUACCUAGACUAUAAAGGAAACUAAUCCCCGCAACAGUCUAAUAUCAUGUGAUUUUUAGUCAUACUGUGGACAGAUUGAGUUUCAGAUGCAUUAAACUGGCGGCGCUCCCACCUGUAUGUCUGCCAUACUGUGAUUAAUUUGCCAUAAUGCACAGACUGACCUGUGACAGAUGGUGCUACAGUGGAGGUCAGAGCUCCUGCUGAGCCGUGUUACAUUGUAAGGUCACGCGAAUGCUGCUAUCUGUACCUGACACCAGGCGUUGUCCCCAAAUGAAACCUCUGUCUGCUGUGGUGGAUGAUGUUUUGUCCUUGCAGCAUACAGAGAGGCUGCAAUGAGUCAACAGCUCAGCAGACGUACAAUAAGAUGGUAAAAACAGCAUGUGAAGAGGAGAUUGUCAUUCAUUAUCAGCUCAGAUCAUCUUCAUACAGCUGUUAUUUACUGUCGCUCUGUCUAUUAACUUUUGUUUCUCCAAAAUCUAAAAGGAAAGCUUUGACACCUGCAUCCUGCAAGUGUGAGAAACCACAAUGUAGUUUCAUUCUUCUGCAUGUCUGCGGAAAUAUUUGCCAGUUGGUGAAACUGCUGAUCGCACAUUCCUCAUUUUACAGUUAAGUGGCUUAAAAAAAAAAGAUGAUUAUGCCAAAAUCUCCCAAAGAAAAACAAAUGAUGAAAGAUUAUCAAACAAUUUUCUUCAAUUACCCGUAAUUCUGCCUUUGGCUGGCACUCUUUUGUCCUUUUACCACCCACUCACUCCAAGGUCGGGCCACAUAGUUUUUAAGUAUUAUGUUCUGCUGUUGAAGAGAUUGGGGUCGAACAUUUUGCAAAAACUGGUGACGUUGUUGCAUUGCAAGGUAACCUAAGCAGAAGAUAACCUAGAAAGGUGUAUGUGGAAUUUUAUGAGAGGCCUUUUUCAAUAAGCUCAAUUAAAGUAAGGACAAAACUACAGUCAGACUUUAAAAGGAGCCUAGAUACCCAUUUAAUCCCUGAUCCCAUUACUCAGGUCCUCUGAGCAGUCUGUCGUUAUUGUCCCCUGUGACUUAUAAAGUCAAGGGUUACAGCCCCUUUUUCAGCUUUGAAUAUAAACAUGUACUUGAAUUGCUUUGCUGCUUUUGUCACAGUCACCUGCAAUUAGUUUGAUGACAUAAGACAAAUUUAGAGGGAUGUCCUGCUCAUCUCAUUACCUGUUAAGAUAGGGGGCAGAUGUACGGCCUUGCUAGAAUUAGGGGUGUCCUGAUACAACUGUUCUACUUCCAGUACGAUAACGAUAUUCAAGCCUUCAGUAUUGGCCGAUACCGAUAUUGAUCCGAUAUUGGCACAAACUUGUGCAUGACAAGUUUUGCACUCAGCUGCAACGUCCUUUUUGGACUUAAACAAAAAUUACUGUCACACAGCUGACAAUACUCUUACUCCUUGCUACUUUGGUAGUACCUUAGUACACACUGUUUUUGUGAUUAUGUGGGGUCUGAAUGCUGGAUCCAGGGGCUGCUAGAUAUAGGUGCUGGAGUGGAGUCUGGAAUAGACUGCUUGUAUUGGAGUGGUGAUAUCGGAGAUUUCAGAUGCAGGCCGAUAUAAUCCGGUAUUCGUUUAUUUGCUGAUAUUGAACUGAUAUCAAUAUAAAUAUCGGAUUAGGACAUCCCAAGGUAGAAUAACGUGAUAAUACAGUGUUAACUCUUAGUGUUUGCACCUUCAGCGCGUGCACAUCAUAGUGAUAUUAAAAUCAUUCACAAAAGAGGAUGGUGAGUUUUCUUCCAAUGAAAGGAACCAUCACCGGGCAAAUUGAACAUGGUUUUAACAAUUACAGGAAGUACUGUUCACACAGAAGUAAGUUGACCUUGUUUCUUUGAUUAAAUUUGCUGCUAUAGUCUCAACUCUGUCCAUCUCUGACUUUCUGUAUCUUCCUCUACCCCCUCUCUAAACCCAGUGCAGUUGCAGCUGAUGGCUGUCUUAAAUAAAUCAGGUUCUGCUCAAGGUUUCUGCCUGUUAAAGGAUGUUGUUCCUCUCCACUGUAACUUGCUAAAUGCUGCAAAGCGUUUCACUCGUGGCUGUAGAUGGGGUGGGAGCGGGUCUGAUCUUGAAGGAUGGGGCUCCUUCUUAUCCCAUCUUUGCAGUGAGUCUUUUACAUAGAUUAUGGUCUACACAGGCUUUUUUGUUAAGUGUCUUGGGAAUAUAUUUACUGUGAACUGAAGCUCUAUAAAAAAAAGAUUGAUUGAUUAUGUAUGAAUGUAUGUUGUACUUGUUUACCUUUAGCACUGUGUGUGUUAGAGCUGAUCUCAGAAGGCUGGACAGUGUAAUAUAAGCAGUUGUUUUCAUGCCCUUUAAAUUCACUGUAUUUAUCUGGUGUAAAUUUCUGCACAGAUAUGUAAGGAUGAUAGGGUGGAGUGCACAUGCAGUGACAGCUUGUGUGCAUCACCAGUGAUCUUCAACAUGACAGCUUUAUGACAUUAUUUUGAAGUAUGGGAAACAGGCAGCAAGAAGGCUGUUUGUUAUGCUUGUGAAGAACAGGUGAUGGCAGGAAGAGUAAAACAACUCUCUUGUAUUGUCAUCGUCACUCAGAACAGCACCGAGAGUUAACAUGGGAUUGUUGUCAGCAGCCUUUACAUAAACUAUUCCACAAAACCAAGAAACAAGAGCAGCAACCACCACCCAAAGAUUAAACAGCUUUUCAAAACAAAGAUGAAUUAUUUGUUCUUGAUAUCCGGCCUCUGAGCCUGGUGGAAGAUACAGACUUCUGCAGGGGAAUACUUGGAUUGGUAUCAUUGGCAUCGACCUAAGUGAGUUUGAAAAUAUCAGUCUAUUAGAUAUCAGCAGAAGUUCAAUUACAUGCAUCUCUAGAUUGUGAAGUGUUUUUUGGUCUUGGCCUGCAGCGCACUUUAGUCUGAUCACAUUAUUUUAAAUCUGCUUUACAGCAAUUGAGUUUGAGACCGUGAAAAUACAUAUGGUAUGUUGUAUCUGAACAGGUUAGCUUACAAGCUAAAGUUACUUAGCACAGAUGAAAGUUAAAACAAAGACGUUUAGCAAACUGUUAAAGCAGACAAACCAUCGUCAUAUGAGAGAUCCGACACUUUGACUCUCCACAAGUUGUCCUUCAGGUCGUUAUCUUUGUAAUAAUUGUGUUUUUUAUCAAAAAGCUCUCUGUUCUCCGAAUCGUAAUGUUGGAUAUACCAGUGAAUCUGAAGUCGCAACAACACGAAAUCUGAUUGGUCCGAAGUGGACACACAGUAUGCGAAACUUUAGAAAAUGCGACUGUGAUAUGAAAAAAUAAAUGCCGCAGUAUCGCAGGAAGGGAAUACGUCGCUCAUGUGAAUGUUUGUAUUGACAGGAUACGGGUUCGAAAAAAAAUGUUGACGUCUGAAAUAAUCACAUGAAAAAAAAAACGUUCCCGGUGUGUUAGGACCUUAAGUCAGGUUAGGAGCUCAAGAUGUGGCAGCACGACCUGUUGCUUCUGAAUCAUCCUGAGGUGUGUUGACAGAUUUAAGAUGAGAGAUUUCACCAGUUUUUGUAGCAGAGUUUUUCCAACCUCUCAAACACUGUUGAAACUUCUUAAGUUUUUUAUUACGGUUCCUGUCUUCACUGCCAGAUAAAGUUAAACCACACUAGAGUUGAUUUUUCUAAAGAUGAUGACAAGCUGCUGUUUUUAAAGUCCUCCGUCAGAGUCUUCAGCUCACGUCAGGGUGAAAGUUGCUCCAGCUGAGGAGACUUUGGCUCCAUCUCGGGCUUUCAGGUUAUCCAUUAAUGUACUGUACCGCCAAGGCUGCAUUAUAUGUCUGGUGACAUCACCCCUCUGGACCAUGGCUGUUGAUGACUCCAUCAAUCAGGCGGUGUGAAUCAUGCUGAGGCAGGGCAGCGUUAGGCUGUCUGCUCUGUGAAAGCGUGAGAAUUUCCUGUUUUUGUUUCUCUAGAAGAGAACAAAGAGGAAUUGUUGGCUUAUUUCUUGUUGUCUGAACUGUUAUAUAGACUGUUGGUUAAUCUAUUUUCCACAUUUAUUAGAUUAAAGAUGCCCCAUUAGGUCUAACAGUGAGGCGCAGGGGUAAUAAUCUGAGAAGCCAUUUCCACAUUUAUUAAAUCUAGAAGAAGAUUCAGAUUAAGAGUUUACUCCAAGGACCAUUUUCCCCAUCAGUACAAACAGUGAAAAACCUUUUUAAUUGCGGAGUGAUUUUUCAUCCACAGUUGGUUUACAGCAAGGUCCAAUCUGGCGAUGAAUCAGCACGUUUUCAGAGUUAUUUAGAGCCCUUUGGUUGUUUUUCUCUGUUAGAUUUGGACACCAUAGUAGCUUUAUGGAUCCUGAUGUAGUGGGUUUACAUUGUGAAUCGUGUGUCUACAAGCCAUAUAAUGAAAUAAAUACACAGAGAUAUUAAUAAACAGAUAAAAGCUCUCUGAGAUGCCGAGUAUUGUGGAGGCCAUAUUCUCCGCCUCUCUCUAUUAUUGAUGAUGGAGACCAUUAGACAGCAUUUCUAUUGAUUGGCUUCCUUACAAAGACAGUCGUUACAGAAAAGUGCCACUUACACGCAUUGCUUACAUGUGCAGCCCAGUUCAAACGUUUACUCAUGGCAACUACAUGUUGAAAUAUCAAGUUUACUUACUUCACUCAAUAAGUACGACCAAAAAGUUAUGAUAAGUACACUAACUGUGGUUUUUGUGCGCAGGUAGAAGAAAAUAACUUUCCUAAAUUGUUUCAUUUAGUUGUUUUUCUGCUACCAUCAUAGCCCUGUAACACUUAUCUUCUGUUUUAAAGGUAAAAUCAUGACAGUGUUUCAUCUACAAGCUCAUUUUUUUGAUGUAGAUGUUUGUUAUUGGCUGUAAACACCCUCACUGAGAAGCCGGGGAUUCCUCUGUGUUGUUAAUGGCGUUGAGUUAUAGAUCCAAAGUAGCGAGGGCAGCCAGCCUGUCUGUUUGGUUUAGUCUCCUCCUGUGUCCUACUCGGCCUCCCUGCUUUUAAAAGCAUGUCCAAUACUGCCACCUGAUACAGGAGAUGUUGCUGUUUUGAUUCACUGUCUUUGCUUUCAUGGAUAUUUAAUCUCUCGUGGGUUAUGUCUGUCUUGGCAGUUUCAUUCAGCCUCUUGGUGACAGUGUGACAGUAGACUGCAGGCGGGAUUUAAUUGAAUAAAAAGACUUAUUUGUCAUCUUAUUGUUCCUCAUAGAGUAAACCAAAGUAGACUUUCAACAGAGGUGAGUGUAAACGAGAUGUUUAGGCGUGUACUUCUUUUGUAUCUCAUGUGACUGAAGUAGAUCUCAGCAAAGCAGAUACACAAACAUCAUCUGUGGUAACAGAAACCACCACCUCUGUGUAAACAAAGCUAGGUGUCUCCUCGUGUUCGCUGAGAGCUGGCCACAGGCAUGUGUGCGCAAAAACCCACUGAAUCACACUUUUCGUACCUCCAGAAUGAACAGUUUCUAUCUUUUUUUAAAACCUAUAAAAAAGGUGGUAAAAAUCCCUUUAAAACCAUCAAACCAUAAGGGUUUUGGUUGCUUUGUGCACAGCCAGCAAACAAGAGUCGUCUCAACAUUGUUGUCGUUGCACAGAAUGUAAACACUGUGUCUCUGAAUAUACUUGUGGUGGGGCUUAUUUAGGUAUAAAGUUACUCAUAAGGAGGCUAAUAUUAAUGAGAAUAAUUUUAAAUCUAUCUGCAUGUGGGUCUAAAGAGCAUUUGUAUUGAUUUGAAUGAAUUUGAAUGUCUGUCCUCAUGAGUCAGCAUUUGUCCUCGCAGCAGCAAUCGUUCCAACGAAAAAAUUGAUUAAAAAGUGCGAGGACACAAACAAUGGGGUGGGCAUCGAUAUCUCAGAAGAUAUGAGUUCCAUGGAAACUGACGAACAAUGGAGAGAGUGUCCUCUGACUGGAAAAGUCUGUCUUGAGUUUUGAUCUGCCAAAAUGAUGAGUCACGAGCAAAUGAAUCUGGCUGAUGAUGUGAAACAGUGAUAAAAGAAUAGGCUUCAAUGUCUCACCAUCAUACUUAUCAGACACUUUUCCUCUUACAUGAAGAUUAGUUCACCACCUGUGAAAAUAGUUUUUAAUAGUUUUAAAACUGUUUUAUUAACCGCUUCUGUGAUUUCAGAUCAUCUCUUUAUGAUUGAAUCAGCUGAAGAACCUGAGCUGAAUGGACUCAGAGAAAAUGAAUGCAAUCAGUUUAUGAGUAUCUCCAGGUCAGGCCCAUAAAGGCGCUCCUGCGGGGUGAGUUUCUGUGUGUGUGUCUAGACUCAGGGUCCUGAGUAAAAGAUGACAUCACUGCCCCGAGGGCGACUGAUAAGAGAUCUGCCUGAGAAAGCAGCGCAGUGACACAUCCUGAGGACUCAUCAGUCAGCUCACUGCACUGACCUGGAAAUAAAACACAGAAGUAAAAAAUCUGCCAUUUUGAUUUUAUUGGCUGCUAUUUUUACUAUCACUAUUACUUGUGAAACUUUUUCAACUUAUUUUACUGUCACUGUUUCCACUUCAGCAGCUUUAAUUUGACCUCUUCUUCUUCACUUCUGAACUUCAUCUAUCCUGCACAGACUCUUUUUGAUCAUCUUUGAUUCUUGUACCACUGCAGUAUUCCUCUUGUAAAUACUAUUUCUAUUCCACUCUACUCGUUCUACUCUUUCAUUUUAUAACACUUUGAACUCCUCCCUUUUGCACUUUUACUUAUCUUGUUCCUCUUUUCCCUACUUAUACUUUUACUGCUACUGCUUCUGUCACGUCUACUUUUUGUACUAUUACUUCCCCUGCAGUGGUUGACACUUGCUUGUACAACUUCUUUAAUUAGCUAGCCCACAGCAACAGCUACACUUGACACCUCCAGGCUGUUAUUGUUGCAACCUUUGCUGUUAGUGGCAAAACGAAGCAGCACCCUUUGAAGGUUCAAUUUAGUCAAAGUUAAAGCCAAUAAAAUCCUGUUAGAGCCCAGAAGAAAGUAGAUAGUUUUACAGUUUUGGUUUCUUUAUUCAUAAGUAGGAAUGUUAACAAUUAAUCAAGUAGCUAUUGAGGAAUAAUUGUUGAGAAUAAUGUACUGGAACAUGCAUGUUUUUGUUAGUUUUUUAGUUAUUUGGUAAUGAUAAGCAAUGCGUGAGUUCGUGUUAUGUUGAGCUGCCAUGGUGGUGUUUUAAGUGUAAAGAAUGUUUCAGUGCAAACCAACUGGCUAAAGGUGUUGCACACAACAAAGACCCUCCAUAAGUUGAUACAGGGUUUGCACCGCCAGACACCAGACCGUGUGGCAAGCUUUCUUCGAUAAGAAUGAGUAGAAGGAAAAAUGGGUCCUGUAAGUCUGAACUACUUUUUGUUCAGAUCUCUUUUUGCAGCAAAUCCACAUUUAGUUGUUUGAGCCAUGGUUCAACAUGAUUAUUGGAUGUAUGGAUGUCUACAAUCAUGGAUAAGUUCUGCAGCUUUGCAAUACUGUCAGAUAAAUCCAUUAUGUGGCUGUAGAAAGUGUAUGAUCAAGGGAACAAAAGCAUUAGAUGUUUUUUUUCCAUCAGAAAAAUCUAGGUUUCCUUUUAAGAGUCAUUGAUAAUCAAUCGUUCAUAUUUUCAAAGAUAAAUCACAAGGAAUACUUUGAUUUUGCAAUCCUAUUUCAAACAAAAUACACAAACACAAUUCUAUGAGUGUGUAUGUGUGUGUUUGGGGACACGGACAUGAUGUGGUCUCCGGUCCAAGUCCCAUUACAUACCAAAAUAUGGGUGAUGCAGAUGCACUGAUUGCUUAAGCUGUGUGAUUUUUUCCGUGGGCACUGCUGAAGUGCCUUUGACCGAGACACAGAUCCCUCAGAUGCUUGAGUAGCUCAUUUGCUUGCAGGCCUCUUGCUCAGUCAUCUCUCUGUAAGUGUAUAUAUUUGAGAUCCUUUUUGUGCAUGUGUGGGUUUUUGACCAAUGUGUGUGGCACGUUUAAUAAUAGAGUGAAAAAAUUGAAUUUAACGCUUGGGGACUAAUAAAGUCGGUCUUCUUCUUGACAGGCAGGUUUUUAGCUGUUCCCCAAGCAGCACAGCUGUAGCCUCUACUCCACCUCUUUGGUAGUUUCCAGGUUUUUCCUCAGACCGACUGCUAUAGUUUGGUUUCCUGAACCUUAGGGGGACAAAAAAUUAUGAGUAAAAGAGUUACAGUUCAAAGAAAAUCAUUAAAAUUUAUGAUUCAAUUUGGGGGUUUUCUGCGAAAGAUGAUUUGUCCUCCAAACGUGUCAGAUUGUUUUGCAGUAAACCUGCUCAGUUCGGUUCUUCUGGAGUCUUUUUCCUACCUCGCUCAAUGUGACUUUCUCAUUAUGUAUAAAUGGUCAGAAGAAAACAGGUAUUUUUUCUUCUUGUCUUUGUCCUGAACGAGGAAGGUGACACUUGAAUACUCAGUGAGAGGAACAGUGAGUCUGCCCACAGUGAAGGGCGGCUGGCAUGGAUCAACAUGUAGGUCCUCACUCAGUGUCCUGUUCUUGACGCUGUUCUGUCAUAUGAAACCCUUAACCGAAACUGCUCCUUUUCCUCUUGUUCUUAGUCAUGCUAAUGAUAACUAUCCUUUGACCUCUAUAACCAUCACCCACUCUAACUCCACAGCUGGUUAUCUAGGUCUAACAUAAGAGGAUUCUGCUUCAUUCCCUCCGAUAAGCAGACGCAGACACACCCCUGAUCACUCCCCCUCUUCCUCUCUCGAUAAAACUGGCCCACUUCCCGUGCUGCGCUGAAUGAGUUUGCAGAGAGAGGACGUCACUCGUUUUGUGGAAGGGGAACAAAACACUGAUUGGUGCAAACAAAGAAAAGCAAAGAUGAAGCACUUGUCAGCUGGGAGAUAAGAAGUUGGUUUAUGGUCGGGAUGUAUACUGGCGAGUGUUCUCAUGCUGCCCUACUUAGUAAAUGGUUAAUCUCAAUGCAGGGUUGAGAGUUGAUGCUUAAACUAAGGGUUAUACAUUCACAUAUUUGGGGGUCUAGAAUGAGCAUUAAAAGGAUAAAGCUUCAGAGUAGAUUACUCCAGCCAGCAGCUGUGUUAAGAAGUAUAAUGGCUGUAAUUUAAUCCAUUGUGGCACAGCGUUUGUCGAAAGAUGGGUGUUGAAAGUGAUUGUCUUUUGCUUUUUUAAGAGUUAACACAAUUAUGCAGAGUUUGCCCCAAGAAAUCGAUUUUUUUUGUGAAGGACUAAGACACUCUUUUACAAACAGAGGCCAUUAAAGCGCCAAAGCUGCUUACACAAAACAGUUAUUUACCAUACAGGACAACGAGUUGCCUUUAUUGCUUAAUAUCUUGGGAUGAUGGUGGGCUGUAGAACCAAACUUAAUGUCACACAAUAACAAAAGACAAAAUAAGCAAAACAGUGAAAGACAUAAACUCCUGUUUUUACUGUGGCGUUUGGUCUGUGGUGCUGAAAGGCAGUGAGAUUUUGAUGUUACAUGAGAAACCGUUGAAUAACUGGAAGAAGGAAACAAAGAUGAUAUCUUUAAUAGCCUUUAGUUUGAGGUAAACCUGUGUGUUUCUCUUGUUCCAGCUUUUGUAAAGGUAUGAGAGACUUCAUCAGUCCACCUUCCUUUCUCUCCUUGACUCCUUUUACUCUCUUUACUCAGAUAUGCUGCAGUAGUGUUUUCUCUGUGGAAGAUCUGAGAGAGCGAAACAAAGAGAUGUUAUUAAUGUCGGCUAAUGAUUGAGAUAAGUGUCCCAUAUUAGAUAUAAACCUUCUCAUAUCGCUGUUUUGUCGUUGCUCUUAGCUUUGGAUUGUUUCUUCAGGUGAUCGGCCUCACACAAAUCAGCUGUCCUGACAAUAAAACAUUGAGAGUGUGAGUUGUGUUAUUUGGGGUCCUGCUGAUGAGUUUUUCCAAAGAUCAGAAAUACAUAAAGAAACUGUAGGAAGGAGACAGGUCACAGUGCUGCUAAAGGAGGAGAGGUGCAGGUGUCAGGGGCGGAUUCAGGGUUUAUCUUGGGGUGCCUCCCUCCCCCUCUGAAAUUUAGUUACACAUCUCAAAAGUCCAAAACUUUGACCGGCUAUUUGCCUUUUUAGAGUGAAGUGAAUGAUUGCUUUUAUUGAGCUAAUAUUGAUUUAUUUUGGAAAUUUAGCUCAUAUGUUGCUACCAUGUUGUUAAUUUUUAGCUCACUUGUAUUUGAAUUUAAUGCAAUAUAUUCAGAGGUAAGAAAACACUGAUUUGACAUGAUGCGAAAUAAAUUGGGUAACUUUUUUCAAUCAGUUGUACCCUCCAUUCUUUGACUAUACACUCUAAUUUUGACCGUAUUUAUUGAGUGCCCAUCUCUGUUAGGUUGUGUUUGACUAUUUUUGGAAUAUUUUCUGACCUAAAGACUACCAGUUUUCUUAUGAUUUAUUUAAAUGACCACAGGAAAUGAGUUGCAUCUCUGUGUAAAAACCUCCAUUUGUCAAUUGGGCGGUUCUGCGACUAGCAAACCAAACUGGUUGAAGUGCAACAGUCGUGCCAGGCAGAAUAAUGUGUUUGCUUUUCUGUGCAUGUCCUUAUCUCCUCAACACAAUGUCAGGAUGGCAUUUUCUAUCCAGAAUAUCAAAGGUCAUCUUUAAUGGAGAAUUAUUUUUGCUCAGGAACAACAAUUUUCUGACUAUUAUUCAAAGCCAAAACCCAUCUGGAAACUGUGAUAGUUUUGUUUUUACAUUUGUUAAGAUACUGAAGUUACUUUGCAGCAACAUCCAUUGUCAUUGCUUUAAUGGCUUGACAACAUGACAAUAUCCCGGGAUCACAUUUACUGUCCAAGCAUGUGUCUGAAAAUAGGACUUGGUCUCUGGUUUGUGUCCUUCUAAAUUAACUCAACACAAAUGGACAUGAAGCAGAUCAAGAACGACAAAGACUAACAAAGUUAUUUCACAUAAAUUUGACUUACAGUCAAUGUCCCUGAAUCCAAGAUCAGACAACAUCCUCAAACCUCUGUGUCUAUAAAAGAGAGAAGUGACGUUUCUUUUGCUAACUUUACUUGUGGGCUGAGGUGUAAAUCUUUUAGGCAUGAUCCUGCUGUAGCACUGACCCAUUUCUAAAGCAGGUUUCAGGUCCGCUGUUGGUUUUAGGUGUGUUUUAUUGACAUGGUUUUCCAUGGGCCCUUAGGCCAUCAGCAGUUGUUGUUGUUGUUGGACCUACUUUGCUUGAACUCUAAAGAAAACUCUCGGGAAAACCCUAAUCUGUCAACAUCUGAAAGGACAGCAGUGGCGCCUUAAACAUACCUUCACAGAUUCGGGCUCGUUAAAACAGUUUAUGAGUUAAACACAUAAACUAAAUGAAAUAGGUGAAUUUUACCACUUUAAAACCUCUAAUUGGUUCAUGGACUCUUUUUUUUUGUAAGCUCUAAGUUCACUGUCUGUCUAUUUUUGAGCGAGAAGAAAUCACAUUGGUGUUGAAAGCAUACACAGACCUCUGAGCUGUUGUCAUGGUUUUGGAGUCGGCACAAACUGUCUCUCAGAAUGUACUAUUUUGCCCUUGAUGGGAACAUUGAUAACAAUUGAACAUCAUGUUUUCAUUAUAGAAGACAUUCUUUAAAUCUGGAACUUUAUCUUAGAGGAAAUACUUUCAAUAGUCAUUCUGCAAUCAGUGGAUUUGGUCAUUGGUGUCCAUGUCAAAAGUAGGGAUGCACUGAGUCAAGAAAAUAAGAAAUAACACAUGACCAGCAUUAUGAACAUGAAACAAAAUCCUUAAAGAUAAGUUUUAGUGAUCGGUGUUUCUACCAAUGGUAAUGAUGUUCAAUAUAGUAAAAUGCACUUGACCAUGGACUUCACUUCUGAAACUUAAAUAGUAUUGGAUGUCCAUUGUGUCUAGCUUGGAUAAAGCAAAAACACUCAGUGGCUUUGUGUUGUUGUGCAGGUUACUGGCAUUGAUAUCCACCUGAAUUUCUUCAGUUUAGAGCAGAGUGAAGAUUUCUGAAAUGCAAAUAUGUACCCUUAUUCCAAUCGCGAUGAAGGUCAGUGGUAACCAAUCAUAGCUGUAUGUAUUCCAAACACUUUAUAAACCUAAAAAAUAGAUCUCUUCAAAGAGAGCUACUGAACUCUCUCGCUAAACUUUGGUCUGUUUGAAGACAAACAAAUCUGGUGGCAGAACACGUAACUAGACAAGACAUUACUAAGUUUAGAUACUGGGUUUAUUUUAGCAGCAUUUUUCACAAAGUUAGACUCUUCAUUCUUCUCCUUCUGAUUUAAUUUUUAAAAAUGAACUUAAUUUGAAGACAGGACAAGCUGCUUCUGUCUCGUACAUCAGCUGUAUGAGAUAAGGUCAACUGAGGACACAGCUGGUUGCCACAAACGAGAAGCUAAUGCUUGAAUAUAGAUAUCUGCUUACUUAGAUAACAUCUGAGGGGAUGCUGAACUGGCAGGGAGGAAGUGUUUGUUCACAUUUUGUGUGAAAGUAAGUUACAUGUCAUAAAGUCAAAAGAAGUUCUCACAGUAAUGUGUUUGCUCGGAUCACAGAGACAGCGGGGGUCUCCUCAGGUCAAGAAGUCUGUCUGGAUUUUACAUUUUUGUGGCGUGAUGAUGGGUAACAUUGGAGCAGCUGCAGCGCAUGGAUUACAUGUCUACUGGUUAUUUUAUGAUGUAACUUCUGCAGGGAUAAGCCUCUUACACAUGCAUGCACACACAGAGAUGGGUGUGCAGUGUGCAUGCAACAUUAUUAUAAACUGAUCUAAGUGUGCAAAGCUUGUCAUCAACCGUUGUCAAGCAGUAUUAUGAAUGCUUUGGUUAGUCCAUGGGAGAAAAUGACUUUUGAUGCAGAAUGUGAAUUUGAGAUAACAGUGAAAAAUUGAUAAGAAAUGUCAAUGUCAGAUAGAGACGUGAGACACUGCUGAUGUGUGUGCUCUCUUGUCGGGAUGUGAUGUAGAUUUAACUCCUCCCUCGGAGACCCUGACACCCUCAGUCAGGAGUCUUUACCUGAACUCUGCUCACGCAUACCAUGUUACUAUAUGUGUUGUAUACAGUGUACAUACUUUUAUAUUAUCUCUUUAUUUUUAAUUAUUUUACUUAUUUUAUCUCUUUAUUUUUACUUAUUUUAUCUAUUUAUCUCUUUAUUUUUACUUAUUUUAUCUAUUUAUCUCUUUAUUUUUACUUAUUUUAUCUAUUUAUUUUUACUUAUUUUACUUAUUUUAUCUAUUUAUCUCUUUAUUUUUACUUAUUUUAUCUAUUUAUCUAUUUAUUUUUACUUAUUUUAUCUAUUUAUCGCUUUAUUUUUACUGAUUUUAUCUAUUUAUCUCUGUAUUUUUACUUAUUUUACUGAUUUUAUCUAGUUAUCUCUUUAUUUUUACUGAUUUUAUCUAUUAUUUAUCUCCUCUUUUUACUGUGUUUGCGCUGGAGUACUGUGACAAAAAGCAAUAUCCUCCUGGGGAUCAUUAAAAUAUUUCUAAUUCUGAUUCUGAAGUAGAUUUUUUCCAUUAGGGGUUUUGCCUUUAUUUGACAAAGACAUCCUUGAAGACACAGGACAGGAGAGAGAAAGAGGUAGAGUGACGCACACUAAAUCAUAAUGAUUAGUAUAAUGAUGAGUGACUUUGCUAUUUUUUUCUGUUCACAUCUGAAUAAUCUGUCUUCGACAUGCAUUUGUGUGUCAUGUUGUUAUGUAACGUUAUGUCGUUGUCUUAGUCGAUAAUCUGAUUUAAAACGUCUGUUAAUCAGAUUUAUCUUCAUGAAUCUUGAGAUGCGGUGAAAAAAACAGACAAACAGAAACACACUAAAGAGAGGUUUAGAGGCCAACUGGGGUUCAUGCAUUUAGUUCUUGCGGCUUCUUACUUCCUGAGUUUAUAUGGUUGAAAAGCUCUAAUAGAGGGCGUAAAGCCAUGCAUUAAAUUUAUCUUUCCUCCACUGGAGCAGCUCUAAAUGCUAUUACUGAUCUCACAGAGAGCUAACUCAGGACAGGUCUGAAUGAACAACCCCAGCCCUGUUCUGCUGCGGGGGGUUCCCUUACAGUCAGGAGCAAUAGAUCAUGAGAUCAGGUGUCUGUGUUUGACAUGUCUGCUGAGAGUCACUAAAAGGAGGCGAGGGAGGGAGAUGAUGGUAAGGUGAGAGGGACUAAUUGUUUGCAGCACUUAAAGAUUUAAUGAAGGUAGUAAGUGAAGCAUUGAAUUACUCAGCUGUCCUGCAGCGUACAUCAAAGGCUGUGACCUCUAGAGUUGUGGUAGAGAGGAGGAAUUUUUCAUGGACGAAAAGUUUGACAAAUAUCCAGAAACAGAGGCUCUUUUUCUCAGCCCUUUGUGGCUGUUGAAGGUUCAAAACAAAUUAAUACUCUUCAAAUCCUCCAGAAAUUUCUGUUUAUUUGAGCUCCGAUCUUGCUUGCAAAAUGAGUUUUUGAAGUACAAAAAAUAGUCUAAUUCUGUGGAUAGUUUCGUCCUUCCAUGAGCAUCACAAUCGGAGGAUGAAACCUUUUCAAAGCUCCCCUGGUAGAGCUUGGAUAUGAAAUGAAAAAGAAAGUCUUUGAUUACAAGUUUUCACCUUUGAAUUGUAUUUGUCUGACCUGCUCCUUUGUAGUUAAUCAAAUAUUUGAAUUUUGGUUUGUCGGUUGAUUGCAAAAGAUAACAAAAUACUUGUAUGUAGAAGCUGCACCUAGUUUGUGGUUUGAAUAUCUAUUUGACGUAUCCUCAACAAGCCUUUUUUUGGCCUUGUAAGGAACAUAAAGUAAAAAAAAGCCCAGGUUUUAGUCUAAUGGUUCUGAAAAAGGCCAUGUAUAGUCUUGACUUUGACAACAAAGCACCUGUCUUGGGCCAUUUAUUACUCGGUCAGUUAUUUAGUUUGUACAAUUCAACAGUAAAGCAAAUUUAGAUAACCUAAGAGUGGCUCACCCUACCUAAAUACGCCAGAUAAGAGCGAUAAUGUACUGAGUGAAAAUGAAUGUUCAGUCUUUUUGCUGGUUGAUUUACAUUCAAAAUCCACAUUAGCCUUGUUGUGAACAGCAAAAUCUCUUCAUGCAUGAGCUUCUAGUUAGAUAUUUUACAGGCUUACUAGUUUUUGCUUUUGUUUAUUGUGCGGUUUUAAUUCUAAUGGUGUUUUUACAGUAUUUAUAUGUGAUAGCACAACUUUUUUGAUGUCCUAAAAUACUGCAUGUAAAGAAAAUAAUGUCAUUAGGAGAGCUAUUGGUGUUAACACAUUAUUGAUGAUGAGGUUAAGGUCCUAUUAAAUGAGUUGUACUUUUCAGUCGCUUGCAUUUUUGCCCCUUUCAGCACAUUACUGCACACUACUGGCUCAGAUCUAAGGGAUGUCCUCAGGAGGAGUGCAUUGUGACCAGUCAUGCCUUACUGUCUCAGGGAACAAUCAUUUCAAACAUAAAGGACGUGCAUGAAAUAGAGAGAGUUACUAAACUGUAACUCCUAACAAGUGCAAAUUCUUCUAGAUUACCUAGGGAUCACUGAACGUCAAUGAGCGACCAAACUGACGCUGACUUGACAUUUUUGCACAUGCACUCUAACAUAUUUCCUUAUUUGGAAGAGUGUCGUACUUUUAGAAGUAGCUGUCCAAUAAUGCUGAGUCAUGGUUUCAGACCAUAGUGCAUUUGAAUAACAAAUCUAAAGUGAAGAUCAUAAAGUGUAUUUGUUUGAUUACUAAAUCAAAACACUUAUAAGAAUUGCUUUACUUUGUUAAAAUGGACUAAAAAUUGUUAAAAAAUACUGAAUAAUUGAGUUUAAGACAUGCAAUUAAAAUUCAACUUGCACCACAAUUAAAAUCGUGCAAAAAAUUGCAAUUUAACGGCCCUAGUCAUUAGUUAUGAAUCCUGCUAAAUGUCCGUUAGUUACGAAGCAUCUCAGAUGUCAAAUUUGAGCCAUCAGACAAAAGUUUUUUUAAGCCUCAUUUAUUUUGACCCAGUUGAACUUCAUUAAAUCCAAAAUUCAACCCAUUUUGAUCAGCUGUACCCUCUGUUAUGUUUUUUAAAGAAGCUUUAUUGACUCAGAAUUGUCUUAUUAUAUAGACUGUCACUGCAUCUGAAGUCCCCCUGCCUCAUGAUACUGGAAUGUGGGAAUGACGUCUGAGGAGCCUUUUAGUGCAUUUGCUGAAUGUUGAUCGAUUCAAGUAAUUCAAGCUGCCUUUUCUACAUCCCAUUCACACUCCCGACGUCUGCGAGGAUGAAAUCCAAGCCGUUGUUCUCCUGUACAAGACAUUGGGGUUUUCCUCAUCUUGCUUUCUUCGCCUUCAGACCUUCAACCAGCUCACUGAGGCUCCUUUGUGCUUCAGGCGGUCAGCUGAAACUGGACUCAGUGUAAUCAGAGUAAAUAAGGAACCGUCAUCACCAGCCCAGCCUCCCUGCACACUGAUACACCCUCCUCUCAGCUGACUCAUUUUACCCAUGGGCUGAUGCAACUGGCAGCAAGCUUGGGCCAAAUGGUUUUAUCUCACAGAAACAGUUCCGCCUUUUUUUUCUCCAGGAAAUUACACUGUUGUUUUUCAAGUCAUUUCUCCCCCUAGAUGUUUUAUACUGAUGCUCAUGCCUUUGUGUGAAGUAUUAAGCCCUCUGUUUAGAAAGUCAGCAAAGAGCAGUGUUGCGUAACUUACACAACAUCUCAGAGAAAUCUGCCCUGAAGGACAACAUUCCUCCACAGGGAGAGGUGAAAACCAAGGACUGAAAUGUCUUCAUUCUGCCUUUUUGGGCCUCAAAUAAAGGUGCAAAAAAACAAUAUGUAAUAUUUAAUAUUUUCAGCACUGAUAUCCCAAACAAAAAUUCAAUGUGUGAACUCGAAGGUUGAAGCAUAGGGAGCACUUCCACACGAACAGAUGUGGGGUUAACUCUGCUGUGUUUUUCUCAUCUUAUUUUUAACUUUUUCACCUUCUGCCGGAUGAUACGACCCAACCUUACAAAAACAAGAUGUAACAGAUACACAACUGAAAUACCGCCUACAUCCUCCCUGACCCACCAACACCCUGUUUUAACCCACAUCCGAAAACAGUUCAAUGCAGUAAAACCCUGCAGUCAAGUUGAAGCAGCCAGAUCAGGAAACACCAUUGAUUUCACUUUCUCUUCUGGAACCGCCUGCCCACACGGUGUGAUGUGUAAAAUCUAAUGAGUAGUAACACCAGGAUCAUCUCCGCCUACAGACUGUCUCAUUGAACCAUGGAGAAGGCCUGGACAGGCUCCAGUGUGUUGGCAACAAAUCCAGGCAGCUGCUGAGUCAGUGCACGCUCUGCUGCCGGCUUCCCUCUUACUACUGAGUGUCUGUCUCCCUCAGGCUGAGGUUUUUUUGCACAGAGCUGGCCCCUGGCACGGAUUCCUUUGUCGGCCUUUAACGAGGUGUGAUCUGUGGCUGUGUAGUAGACGAGACAAGUCAGGAACAUGCAGCUGCACAUAGCACUAAAACAAAAUCCUGAGAGUUGUUUUUGCGCUGUCGGAAAUACCGAUCUUUGAACGACCUGAACCAGGCAUUGUAAAUCAUAGACGUGGAACUUUAAGGACGAGUUCUUCCUUCUGGUUCUGGACAGCCACCAUUUUUUAUUUCAGCUCGAAAAAUCUGAAACAAAGACAAACGGCUGCGAAACAAGUGCUCAAUUUUACUGCUACGUCCGUCAACGGAGACAUUGUUAUGACAGGCUGCACAGUCAUUUAGAAUCUUAUGUCUUUAUGCGUUUUAAUAUCAAAUGCUAAGUUUUGUUUGAACCUGCAUGUAAGAUAAGAUAAGAAAAGAUAAGAUGUUUAAUAGUCCCAUGGGGGGAAAUUCCAAAUUUACAGCAGCACAGUAUAGAUACAAAAAGAGAAAAAAUAAAAGAUAAAGAAACUUUGAGUUAAAAAAAAAGAGAUACAUGCAUCAUAUUUACAUAUGUACAGAAUUUACAUAAUAAUUGGAUUUAUUGCACAUUGAGGUUCCUGUUGUGGAGUCUGACAGCUGCAGGAAGGAAAGACCUGCAAACCUCUCCGAGACCUGUAUCUCUCCAAGCCACUACCGCGUUUGUUGGUUUUUUGGUUUGUUGGUUUGUUGACAGCACAGGCCAAUACAACUCUUCUUCUGUGACACCGGACAACUUUGCAUCCAAAUGCUUCUAAUCUGACUGAAGCUCGGUGCAUGUAUACACACGUCAUGGUUAUUUGAUUUUGCGCCCAUGUAAACAGUGGAUUCAGAUUAUCAGAUCCCUCAAAUUUUAAUCGGAUUAAAAAAUUUUGUCCAUGUGAACAUGGCUAAGGUGUGUUCGAUUAGAUUUUGCUUGCACCAGAUAUUGUCAUUACCCACAUAUUUAACGUAAACAGUGAUUGUUUCUUAGACCAUAUUGCACACCUUUAGGAUACGUGAAGACAUUUAUGCACUUGUGUGUCGUCUCCGUCUUUAAACACCAGCAGUUGCCUCUUGAAAUGGACCUCCUUAUUGUGAGAGUGGGCUGUGAUUGGUCCGUCACUGAUUUGAAAUGUUGAUACAUUCAGCUGGCUGUCAGCUGAUUACAGCUGGGAUGGAUGAUUUCCAUGUCUGGCAUGAACCCGUGCAAAGCUUCACGAGUACAAGAGUCAAAAAUAUUCCUGCAGAAGUCUCCAUAAUUAUUUGCCGGGGAGGAUUUGAAGGGAAUCUUCUCUGUUCAGAAAGGAUUAGGAACAGAGAUGUCCUCUGCAAAAUGUUUGAUCCUCUGAGGUUAUAUCCGGACAAAGCAGCAAGAAAUCUCAAGGUCACGUCCCUCUCCUACCUACUUCUCUAUAUCAGGAUGUGAGUCUCGUCACACACAUCAUGACUAGUCCUGAUCCAUCUGGCUCUGUGUGUCUGUGGAGAGGUCGGCCCAUUAUUCAGCCUCAGUCAGACAGUCUCCUCUGACACAACUAUUCACUCCUCUGCUGCUGUUUCAGCUGCCGCUACCGCUGCUGGGGAUAUUAACAGAUUACCCGUGAGCCGACCUUUCAUAGCUGAGCUCUUUGUUUUUCCACAACACAUAGCUGUAAACAAUUUCUUUCUGCAGUAAUGGCUGCUCUUUUUCUGCCAUAUUUGUGUGUGUGUGUUACACUUGUGUUGUUGCCUCUUUGAAGUGUAAUGUCUCCAGAAAGCUCACGGGGUGUGUUAAUGUGGAGAAUAAAGGUAUUAUUCUAAUCCACGAAUGAGGCAGAUGGCUGCAGGAGCAGAUUGUGGGGUUUGAUUAAUGACCAAAUAAAUGGACGUUAGUCUGCAUGAGUGAAGGACACCGCUCAGUGUUGUGGUUUUAGUCUUUGUUUUUAGCGGCUGCAUAGGUCCCUCCCUCUUACUCUAAACUGUGCCAGCAGCCCUGCCGGAGUGGAGAGCACAGCCAUCUGCCACUAUAACUGUGUGUGUGAGUGUUUUCUGUGAUGCCAGCACAGGAUCCUGCAUGGUGUGAGCCAACACAGUCUGUGCCAUGGUAUUUUUGAUAUCAGAACCUUAGUCUGUUUUUUUUUUUUUUUUUUCGCUUGUGCAGACAGAGAGCUUUUUUAUUUCGUCCCUGUAUCAUAUCUUCCUCUUUCUUUAAACUUAUCUGUGUUAGCUGAUAUAAAUAUGUUGAGCUGCACAUUUUUACAAAGUAGCUUUUUCAGAUUUAUUCAUUUGUGGUCAAUCCUGUCAAUAAAUUAUUGAGUUAGACUGUUUAAUUUUAGUAAUGGACAGCAGGACUGUUGGUAUCAACACAAUAAUGCAUUGAUAGAAGGUCUGCUGGUUACAAAAUCAAAACCAUGCUCCUUCUGUUUUACUUUGGUUAGACCACCAGGACUGAAAUACUGCAGCCCAGUCCUCCCCUGUUACACUUUAACUGAUAAAAAAAAACUGCAACAACUGUGGAUCGAUGUGCUUGGUAUUAAAGUUAGUACAGACAUUAUUGACUGUACAGACUUCUGGUGGAGUGCUGCAGAGUGACACGGGCACACCAACAGAGAGGUAUAUGAUACUCAAUAUGGCAUUGGUUACCAUGGCGUAGGUACAGAGUAGAUGUGGUGCAGAGGCACAUAUACCAGACUUGGAAAAGGCCAAGAUUUGUAGAGCAAAGAAAAAUUAUGUUUAUAAGAUUAUUUUACGUAUUAUUUCAGACUAAAUCCCUCUUUUUGUUUUGUUUUUCAUUGUAUGUCUUUUUCACUUUCAAAUCUGUCACACUAAGUGUACUCACAGUUGCUGUGGAUCAGACUGUAGAUGUGUGUAGAGGUCACAUCAGGGCAGGCAGGGAUACGUCUACAAAGUAACUGUAACUCUGCAUAUUAUUCUGUCAGCAGGUGAAAUCUGUGGUUUUCUGUGUCAAAAAAUGUGGGUCAUCACGUUCUGUGAAUGCAGUGAAUAUUUUUUCACUACUUGUUCUCGGCUUUGGGUUGUCUCUGAAUAACUUUCUGCACUUCUCAAAACCCUUUUUGAACUGGCUUCACCAUUUUUUUGGUGGUAAUGCAAGCUGCAGCUUUCUUCUUCUUCUUCUUCUUCUUCUUCUUCUUCUUCUUCUUCUGACUAUAUUGGGGUUAGCGCCAUUUUGAGGAGUGUCUGAAACCUGAGUGACCAAUUCCAGUGCCCCAUAUAGGCGACUCAAAACUUCCCAUUAACCAUUGCAAAAUGUGGUGACCAUCCGAUGGUCACUCACCGGUGGUGGGCAUCCCAUCAUGCAUUGCAUCUUGCCAUGUAGUGUCUGAAACCUCCGGUGAUUGAGUUCACUACAUAGUCAACAAUAUAGUAAAAAUCCCAUAUGGGGGUUAGGGAUUGAGUGAUUUAUUUCGGACACAGUCGUUGUUGUUGUUGUUCUUCUUCUUCUUCUUGCCAUGUCUGUUUCUGCUGCUAGCAUACUGCCUCCUUCUUUCAGAAUGUGUAGUCUUGCUAAUACGCAUAAUUAGUAGUUUAUAUAGAAUUAUGCUGCACGCUCACUGUUAUCUCACAACUAUUUUUGAUUCCUAUGACAGUUUCUCAUUUAAACCAACAGAAAACAAACAUCCUGAUAAUCCUGAGCUUAUAGAAUAACAAACACAGACAGAUGUUUACUAAUGCUGAUGUAUAGCUGUUCAGCGUUCACAUAAGUGACUCAUUUACUUCGAAACAUUUCAAUGUUUAAAUAAUAAGAAUAUGAAGUUUUAAUCCUUGGGGAGGAGGAGGUGAAGUUAAGACUCUCAGGUAUCUCAUUGAUUCAGCGGAAUUAUCAUUUAGAGUGAUACUUAGCUUAUCUGUCUGUCUGUUGUUUUCUUAUCAGGAGGCUUAGAUAAUACUGAGGCUGUCUGUUUAAUCCUCCGGCUUCUGUCGCAGCUAAGUUGUGUGUGUUUGUGCGUGUGUGCGUUAUCUCAGGGUUUUCAUUUCCUCACAGACAGAUCAACUCAGAGAGACAAGAGGAUAGAGAGGAGAUGAGACUGUGCGGCAGCAGGGCUGCGGUGCUUCCCCCGCUGCUCACUUCACUUUGUGAGCUUGUUGUUGGACUGCUGAUGUCUGACAUACAGCGUUUCCAGCAGCAACAGCGUGAACUUUGUUGUACCUCCCUCAUCUUUGAGUCAAGCAGAAGAAGAUAGCACCAUUAUCUGUACUCAGAGCAGCAGGCCUCGAUAUUAAUAACAUAGAAAAAACACUUCCUUUAUCAGUCCGGUUUACACAUGUGGGAUUCUGUCACUUUAAAAGCCAACAUACUUUUGCUUUUAGAGACUAUUUGAUUAAAUAUUUGACAAACGGCCGCAUUAGACCUGUCAGUCUCGACUACAUAAUUUUUUCAUUUUAUAACCCGGCCUGUGUUGCUCUUCAUUUCAUUUAUCCACACCAGCCCUUAUUCACAGCAACUUCUCAGAUUUCAGCAGCUUUUUGUUGAAGUUACUCCUCGUGUCCAUCUGUUGAUUCAAACUCUGUUCACAGCCUGUUAUGAACCACUGCAGCAGAAUAAACACCAACAGCACUUAAGGCCUAUAAUCAUUAACUCGGGCGUCACUUUGAGGGAGUCAUUCUCAUCCUAAUCAGGACAUUUUGUGUACCUGGGCGGUUGUUUGAUGUCCACACUGACUGCAGUUACACUAAACAGCUUCAUUUGUUGCCAAAUAAAAUACUUUCUAUUUCAGUUAAAGUUAACCAAGGAUCAGUAACGGGCUGUGCAAUCUAACCAUAUCCAACCUGCACCCUAGUGUGGCAGUUUUAAUGACGGUGACUAAAUGUGUUUGCAUUAAAAAAAAAGAAAAACUGUUGAAACACAAAGAAGUUGCAACCUAAUGUUGGUAUAAGCAGUAAUUUCUUAUCAAUCCCUCUGUAAAAAUACUAGUCAACUUGUAAAGGAUCUUACAAGUCGAUUGACUCUGUUCUUCUCUCCUCUUUUUACAGCCAUCAAGGUGAACUGUCAGGGCUCAUGUGGGAUCUCCAACAAAGUGAACGACAGCUCAUGGACUUUGGAGGAGCAGUACUUUAACAGCACGUUGUCAGUUGCUGACAAAGGUAAUCAUAUCAAAAAACUUGAAAACGUCCUGGUGCUUUAUUUCAUCAGUAUGCAAAGAUUAGUUUUAAAGUCUCAUGUGUUUCAGUUUUUAAGGAGCUACUAAAAUCCAGUCACUGACUUACGCGCAUAUUAGUUUAUCCAGAAGUUUCUCCAAGUGUGCCCAGAUAGGAAUAAAACUGACCCACCAAGAAGGAGUAUUUUUCUAUCUGAAACAUUUUCAAUUUCUGGUCAGAGGAUUUGAUCAAAGUAAACAUAAAUCCUGUGAGGCUCAAAUAGAGUAAAAAAUAGCAUUUGUUGUCUUUCAAAGGUGGAGGACUAGAAAGAGGUGAGUCUUACAGAGGACAGGAGAAAAGACGCCACAGGGUGAAAUUGAACCUGGGCUCUUGCAUUUGCAACAAACUUUAAUGGGGCGCUCACACCAAGCGCGAGUAAAAUCAUUAACUUGCUUAAUUCGCAUGAAUCUAGACGCGUGAAUGAAUAGUAUUUACCCGCUUUAUUCACGCGUCAACAGUAUUUCAAUGGUAAUCCCUGCCAAUUCAACCGGCAGGAUUAAGUGAUAGACAAAGAUUUUUUACAAUUUACCAGGUGAUCCGACCUCCUCACUCACUUGCCUCCAGCCGAGCUCCUUAUCCGGGCAUCCACACACCGACAUGAUCAGUUUGUUCUCCAUUUUCGAUACCAGUGAACAACUGUCUGUUUUCAUAUAUCCCCCGGCAACCUUAUCAUGACACGAAUAUCCGCUCAAGUCGAGACAUACUCAGCUCCCGCCCAGUUCACGUCAUUCACGCUGCCAGAGUAGUAGGAGCGUCUAACCGCGUCUUUGCGUGUAGUUCAUUCACGUGAAUGAAUUUACUCGCGCUUGGUGUGUGGAGACAGUAAAACCUUUAUCUUCUUCCUGGAUAAUGAAUUUAAUGUGCAUGAUGCUAAAUGAGAUGAAAUUGCAACUUGAUGAAGGCAAGAAGUUUAUUGUGUAACAGCUUCAUAGUCCUUUACACGUACAGCAGAUCAAUGCUAAAUGAAUUUGACUCUUAUCUCUGUUUUGUAUGAAAAUUUGAAGUGUCUGAGUCUCAACUUUCCUCCCAAAGCAACAAGUCUAAGGUGGCUGAGACCUUUCCCUUCAUUUGGUUCAUGGGAAAUCUGCUGCACAGGUUCAAUCUCCCAGGUGCAUCAGCAGGUUAUUGCAGCCCUGUAGUUUAGGGUUGACGCCUCAAUCAGUUCGAGUAGUGGUCCCUGCAGGGAGGGGAUGUUCCUGCCUUUCUGUUUGCCGCCUCCCUGAGGGGACGUGGUCAUCAAUGUGGCGCGCUGGCUGGUGAAAAGGUUGGACAAGCCCCACAGAGGACAAGUUUAAUGUCUCCUUUCCUUCAGUCUGUGUCGAACACCCUUCCCCGCUGCUCUGAGGCCCCACUCACCCACGGGAAAGAGAGCUUACACAGCCUUUUGUUGUGAGCGUGAUCUUCCAUCUUUUGUAUGUGCUGACAAACCGCCCACAGCCAGAAGGUGAAAUGUGCUGUUCAUGCAUGAAAUCUGUGGUAAAUGCAAAUUACAUCGUUGGGUGUCAUGGUAGGCACUGGAGCAUAAAAUCCAUGCUGGUCAAACACCAACGAGCAGUCCAAUGUUUAACUCUCAGGACUGUGCGCUUCAACACACACAGUAUACAUCACACCUUUAUUUUAUAUGCCUUGCUGCUGGAAAGUGCAUUAUCUGAGGUGUACUGUACUUAGGGAGAAUGUUGAAAUGCUUGUUCUGGUUUUCAGUAAUGGGCUACUGUUAUUCUACAAUAAUUAUAAAAGCUGCACCGCCAGAUGAACUCGCUUAUAAGAAGUAAUGAAUAAGUGAACAACUACUUGUAACUAGUCCUUGUAAAUGCUGCUUUGUUUUAGUUACUCAUUGAAGAUGUACCUGAUAGGGAAAUCGUGAAGUUGGAUAAAAAGGGACUCUGAAUGUUCCAUCUGCAUUUUAGUGGACAAAUGUUUCACUGUUUUCUCCUGUGUCUGUUUCCUGUUUGGUCAAAACUGACGCAUGAUAUUUUAUUUCUCUUCUAUUUAAAGAAAAGCUUCAUCAUAGGGCACAUUAUAAUGAGCACAUUGUCCGAACUGGUACAAUGUCAGCUUUAGUAUCCUUUUACAUGAUUUACCCCAGUUGACUUGAGAGAAAGUGGGUCUAUUGUUGGAGAAAAUACCAAACAGGGAAGUGAAAUGAGAGCUUCAAAGGCGUAGCGUACUCAAGCUCAGCAAAAAGCAGGUACAAACAUGAAGAUCCAGCUCAUACAGUUAAACCUCAAACCUGUUUAAAUACUGCUGUUUGAGCUUUGCUCUGAUUGGCUCACGGGUAUAAAUCUGAUACAAAUGUGUGAACAAGAAAACACACACAUAUCACAUUUUACUGAGGUAUUGAAGUAUUUUCUUUACUAUUCAAUUACAAAUUUGUUGGCCAAAAUCACGUUACCUGUGUCAUUUUCGAGGUCAUUUCCUCUGCAGAGCUCCAGUAGCUCACUAGCAAUUUGCCUCUGAGUCGUGGGCGGAGACAGUGCUGCUCUACACACUCCCCAUCAUGCUAGCUUGUAGCCUAACAUUGCUGGUGUAGCAGAAGUAGCAGGUAAUCUAGGGUUAGAGUUUUCGGACACUAAUGUCUUUGGGAGCAUGAUGAAAGCUAAUAACAUAAUUAGCUUUCUUGCAAGCAUUGCAAUCCGCUAUUGCACACACUUGUUCUGCGAUCAUCCUUUCUACUUCUCGGAGUCUGGCCUGCAGAGCGGGGCGCUGGGGGCAGAGCUGGGGGCGUACUCAGAAAUGCAUUUUUGCACUUAGUUUUCUCAUGAUAUGUCCUCUAGCAUCAGAAAAAUGCCAUAUGAACAUCUAGACAAUAAGAAAAACAUGAUUUUCAUCAGAGUGGUUCUUUAAGGACACCCAUCCAUUUUCUACCACUCUUCCCAUUAGGGGUUAUGGGGGUCUGGAGCCUAUCCCUGUAUCUUGGGGUGAAGGCAGGGGACAUCCAGGACAAGUCGCCAGUUCAUCGCAGGGUUGACAUAUAGAGACAAACAACCAUCCACACUCACAUUUACACCUACGGGCAAUUUAGAAGUGACCAAUUAACGUAACCGCACUUCAGCAUUUUUUCAGGAUGUGGGAUGAAAACCGGAGUACCCGGAGUAAACCCACACAGACACACGGAGAACAUUCUUUAAGGACAGAGUUUUGAAAUCUGUUCAAUUUAAGCUGUGAAUUAAACUUCGAAAAAGCAAAAUAUUCGCCCAAAUUGCUGCAUAUGAUCUGUCCACACACACGGAGACCUCCUAGAGGAGAGAAGAAACCAUAAAACAAUAUUUGCAAUGCCGUAUUGACAGGAGUAGUUUGAGUGAGAGUAAAACCCAUUCAACAUCUAGUUAGACACACACUUACACACACACCGUAGACUCUUGACACACCAGACACAGCUCACUCCAAAAGGAGACAUAAAUAAUUCAUUACACACCCUCUCCAUGCUCUCCUUUAUCUCUGCCAUUUUUCCAUAUCCCAUUCUCUUCCCAAAAUGGACCGCUGUGCCCCGAAGAGACGUGGGAGUGUAAGACAGGGUGACAGAAGACCACCGCACACACACACACAUGCACACAAACGGACACAAGCACGCUCACACACAAAGCUGGUGAGGUUGACUGAUUAUGUGGUAUGCUCCAGAUGCUUGACGGUUGGCGAUGGGUGAGGACCAGUGAUGUCAGCGUCUGCUCUUCAUCCUGUCACUUUUGUGAGUUAAUGACCUUCAGGAAACGAGGAUCCCCCUCCCACUGCUGCAGUUGGAGUGGUUACAGUGGAGACUCCAUUUAGACACUCACAGCUUUACACUCAGAGUCACAUUAAUGUAGCAUACUUUACAUGCCUAACUCAUGAUACUGGACCAGAGAAGUUCUUAUAGUUUAAUGACUGACUUCAGGGUUUAUAGGUCAUCUUAUGAUCUAUUCAUACAGCACAAAGCAGAUAUAUCGACUUACUUAACGUUGCUGCAGCUUGGAUUAUCAUUUCUUAGUUUGGAAAAUCGUCCUCUAUCAGUCCUUAUUUUGCGGUCAGCAACUCCAAAAUAUUUGUGCCCAAAAAAGCAAACAGCCGUGCAUAGGGUGGGACUAACUUUAAAAACAAACCUACUUUUAUAAUACCUCAUAUAUCAUGAUAUUGAACAAGGUUUUUCAUUUUAGACCCUUAAAGAUUCAACGUAGUGAGAUUUUAUGACCGAGCUGUAACUUUUUCAAGCACUAAUAAAAACACAUACAGGAAAGUUUAUGUAAAAUCUGUGGUUACAAAAAUAUGAGUACUUAAAGCUCCUUUGAGGAGUUUUUUUAUGGUAAUGAAGUAAACUGAUUAUGUUGAUGCUUUUAUAUGAGAUCCUAAAUCAAAGAAGGCCGUAAGCAACAGGAUUGAGGAUUUUUUUAUCCUAAUUCUUGAUGCCUGAAACCUGUGCAAAGGGGUAGGUGUCAGCUGAAGAAAGAGUCCUGAAUGCCUGGUUGAAUUUUUGGUUUUGAGGGGUAAAUAGGCUGUUAGUAGGUUUUCCAGCAUGGCUUUCCCUGACACUCUGUAUGGUGUAAUGUUUUCUCAAAUCAGUAGCACUGUAGGUGGAGAUGUUUUAAAAAGACUAAUUGGUUUAAGGUCAGAGAAAUACUGAAACACUCCGUACACUUACAUGACACUUGAGAAAACUGAAUUAUUGUCUUACUCUGAUGAAGUCCGGACAACUGAAAUGCAUGUAAGCACCUUAGUCUGACGUGUCUCAUGUGUGCCACGCCCCUGUAACCCUGGAACAAAAACACCAGAGAAGAGGAGUAGCCUGCACCUCAUCUGCAGAAAAAGUAGCACGUACAUCAUGUCCGACAAAAACAACGCUGUAAGAUGCUCUAUCUUCUCCGCUGAAAAGACCUAUAUCGCCCCCUAGUUUUGGGGAGGAGGACACGUUCACAUCAAUAACUCGAUUUUCUCAGCUGCAUGUGUACGCAGACAAGGAGAGAAGUCUGAUUCUGCAAAAAAAUAAACCAAAUUAUGAGCUUAGUCUGAUAAAACUGUGCAUGUAAACACACUGAGUGUUGAGCCAAGUUACACACAGCUGAAAUUAGAGGGGUCAUGAGUCUAUGAAAAGUAGCUCUCUCUGCAUGUUUACCAAAAUAGAAAUAUUUCUCUCAUGAUUGUUUAUUUUUAGUCAGCCUGAAAAGUUCAGUUGAGUCUAUAAACUGGCUGUUGCACCUGCACAGUUCUGGUUGAGAGCAUGACUGCUUCCUCUAGCAGGAAACACCAUGCAAAUGAACACACACACUUAGACACACAUUGGGCACUUCCUCCCAGGAAACAGAUCAGCGGAAAAAAAUUGUGCACGCCCCUAAUGAGGUGAGACAUGUUGCUGUAGAGUUCAGUCUGAUGGGGCUGUCAGCUGUUCAGGGAAUUAAUAACCUGACUGAUUCAAGGUGCUCUCAGAGUGACGGGGAUAUAAAACGUGUUGAGCAGGUGCUUUCUGCUCUGUUGAAUAAUGUGACUGAGCUUAAGAAGUGAAGUUUAAAUGAGUUGCAGAACAUUUGCUUGAUAAAAUAUACAGUUUUCUUGAUUAUAUUUAUAUUUAAAGCUGCUGUAAUACAAGUUUUAUUCUACAUGAUACAUAGGCAUACAGGCAGUCCUGGGUCAGAGAUAUUUUCAGUUAUGAAUUUUAGCUCUCAAGGAUGUGAAAUUGGACUCUAAAGUUAUAAAUCAUUAAAUUCAUAAAUAUAUGAAUUUAUAAAUUAUUAAAAUCAAAUUAUAUCUGGCCUCUGCUAACGCCCUAGCUUCACAUAAAUAAGUUCCGUUCAGAUAGAAUGGACUUAACAGAGUUAGUUUUACUCCGUAACACCGCCUCACACCUCUCAGAAGGGCACUUGUGUUUGUGUAAACACGGUGAGACCUGCUUUGGUUUGCACUGUGUUGACUGAUAAUAUCAAAAACACAGAGUUUACAGACAGAUAUUGUUGCGUUGAACUCCAUCCCGCCUGUGUGAAGGCCUCUUUUCAAACUGGUUCAGAUUUGUUUCCAACCCAAAGCAGUAAAAACUGAAGGGCAAUGUAAUCGAUGAUCCAUGAACUCCAACACACCAAACAUAGAUAUUGAAAGCACUCAGAGUACUUAUAAACACUGAUAUUGUUGAAAACAUCUUUGUUUUCAUAAUGCCUGUCUCAAAUCAACCGGUGCCUCGAUUUAAUACACACCAGUACCCAUGACCAGUUUCCUGAUGCCACAGAGAGUGUACCCAGUGUUGCCACCAUUGGCAUAUAUUCUGAUUUCUUUACGAGUUGUUUUGGUGCGACGACGCUAACGUGUGGAUGACACACAGGAAAAGAAUGCAUCCAGUCUCGGGUCAAUCACAGCUUACCUCACAGGGCUCGUAAAUCAUUGAUUAUCUUUGCUGGGAAACUUCUCCAGCUUUACAGCCCACAGUUUGUUUGCUCAGACACUGGUUUGUUGGAAUUUCCUUGAAAUGUUCCAGAGUGCAUGCGUGAAAACAUCUUUGGUUUCAGUUGUUAGUUUUGUUCGCUUCAAAAGACGCCUCGGCUCAGCUGUCUUUCUCUCAGAAACCCCACCCCCCUGGGAAAGUAGGUGAGGCCCUCAGGCGUUGUGCUACAACUGCACAUUUACUGCUAUUAUGAAGAUUUACAAAGCCUGAUAAUUAUCUUGGAAACUUUAUUUUGUUUAUCUGUAAGAGUGACUUAUGUAACUCACAAGUCUUUCUCUUUUCACAGGAACUCUGGCGGCAGGUGAACACAGUUUCCCUUUCCAGUUUCUCAUUCCAGGUAAGUGUGGGAUUUAUCAUUACAACCCUUAUCCCUCCACGUCAAAGACACAACCCUGGUUACUGCAACAGUUUCCUAAUGGGUCUGUCUUAUCAGGGCGUGCAGGUGUGAUGACCUCUGAUAAUGUGGGACUUUCUAAGUGUGUAUUUAAGAAGUGUUCAGCCCAAAGCUCCUUGUAUCUGACACAGAGCAGACGUGUGAUAAGGAUGUUGUGUAAAAGCUCAUUACAAAGUUAAUGUUUGAAAGAUUUGGCAUGGAAAUGCUCAGUGUGAUAAUGCACGGUCAUUACAGGAACUGAAGUUGUUGAUUCCUGAAAGCUGACAAAAAGAAAACUCAGCAACAUAGUCAUGAAAAUAAUAACACACGCAGAGAGGAGCUGAAAAUACAUGGCACCCGUGAGGACACACAGUGCUGCAUCUGUCUGGUAUCUUCCACUCUCUCAGGCGUGGGUUGGAGCACAGGAGAGGGCUGGGGUUAUUUUUAGUCCCCCCUCCUGUUGUGCAGUCACUGUUUAAUUGGUCUUCAUGCCCCCGUGCUUCGCCCUCCCCUCCUGUCAGGCCCUCAGAAUUGAGAGCAUCAGCACAGGGCAUAUUAACUACCGAGCUAUCAUGUAGUGAUAAGUAACUCACUGGAGAAUCUAAUGUGUCCUACUGCCCCCUGCUGGUGCAGCAAAGAGGCAGGCAGGAUUCGUGAUAUGUUGAUAUCUUAAAGUGUGCUGGUCAGAAACUUGACUUUUGAUACAGCAGGAUCCUCAUAUUAAAAAAAUAUAUACAUACAUCAGAUCACACUGAAAAAUCAGUAUUAGCGAAGGUGAAUUGAACUGUUUAUUCCAACAUGCAACAAUCAUGCAAGUGUCUUUUAAUCUCCUCAUACUCUUAAAUAUACAAAAGAUAUCAAGUCUAAAACACAGUGAAACCCACAGUCACUGAAAGGAAGCAAAGGCAGUACCUACAACCCAACAAUCAAGAUAGACGCAUCUGCUAGAGUAAAGACUGAGAGUGCAUGACUAACCUGAACAAACAAAACAGAGAAACAACCACCACCAAAUGAUUCUCAGAAAUCAUGCCAAAUUUUGGCUCAUCAGACCACAGUACAGCCUUUAACUUUGGUCUUUAUGUGGCAUAGGCUCAGAUAUGUCUUUGGCAUUUUUGGAUCCAUCCAUCCAUCCAUUUUCUACCGCUUAUUCCCGUUCCUGGGGUCACGGGGGGGUGGAGCCUAUCCCAGCAUCUUCGGGCGAAGGCAGGGGACACCUUGGACGAGUCGCCAGUUCAUCGCAGGGCUGACAUAUAGAGACGAACAACCAUCCACGCUCACAUUCACACCUACGGGCAAUUUGGAAGUGGCCAAUUAACCUAACCCCACUUAGGCAUUUUGGAUCCUGUUUGUAUAAUAAUGAUAAUAACUUCUAUAAUAUAAUAGAUUUUUAUAGCACUUUUAAAAACAGAAGUUUACAAAGUGCUCGGUUUCCUCUUUGUAUGGUGAAGUUUUAUCCUGCAUUUGUGGGCGCAGCGACAAACUGUGUUCACAGACGGUGGUAUUUAGAGGUGAUUUUUGGCUCAUGCAGUGACUUCCACUACAGAGUCAUGUCUGUUUUUCUAAAACUGUGCCACCUGAGGGCCCAAAGGUCAUUGCCGUAUGAUACCAACCUCUUACCAGUUAUCCAAAUGAGUUAAGAGAUGUUCCUCCGGGUGUUUAUUUAUUUAUUUUUUUUACAUUUAAAAUUUGGUUUAAAAUUUUGCAAACCAUUAAAACGUGUUUUUAUUGAAAUUUAACACAGUAUCCCAACUUUUACCAAAGUAGGGCCGUAUAAUGCUUUAAUUUGGCAGCACAUCAGUCUCAUAGUUUUCAAAGAGUAACUUUACUGUCAACCAUCUAAAACAAGCAAAAUAAAAAAGCAAGUUUUUGAUAGAGGAGGAGUUGAGAAGAUUACAUUUUAAGCUACAGUGCUAAUGUUAGGAGUUAUGUUAGCCUGGGGUGGAGUUUAAUAAAAAAAAAAAAGAAAGCCGUGUGAGCAAGUAUUUUUCUUUUACAUAAUUUCCCACAAGCCAGGAUCAGGUGACAGGACGGAGGCAUCAGGUGUUGUCUCUGUCUGAUCAUUUCUCACUGAUAGGACAGAGAAACUCAAAAAUAAUAGGAAGGCGUAGGCUGAGAUAAAGCGCAGGGACACUUAGAGGGAUAAAUAGAGUUACAUGAAUUGUUGUUUGGCCUCAUUCCAAAGAGACACUAGAUACGAGUUCAGGAAGGUAAGCGGACAAAAGAGAAUAAAGCUGACUCAAAAAACAGAGCGCUCUAAACUUGUUCUCUUUUGUAAUCAUUUGUAUUCAGACUAAUAAACAGAACACAACUGAACAUCCAGGGAGCAGAUGAUUAUCUAAAUCCCCAAAACAUCUUCGUAUCACAGUGUUGAUUUUCUGAAAUGAGACUGUCAGCUGUGUUACAUUUCAAAACAUCAGCGCUGAGCUGGGAGGAGGGUUGGGGAUUUGGGAGUGUUAUCAGCUGCUUUACUCAGAUCAGGGAGGAUACUGUCAAAAAAAGUAUGUGUGAAAUUUUUGCUGCUUCUGCUGAUGAGCCAGAAAACAAAAUGUUACCUUGAAGUUUCUUCUCACAUCCCACUUGGUUCAGUGUUUAGCCAUAACACUUUCUGUCCCUGAUCUGUGAACUUGUGUGAGAGGGUUACUUUGAAAGUCUUGGUUGUCAAGCAUUAAGUUUAUGAAAUGUUGCAGGUGAAGGUUUUAAGUGAGCUAAAUUUGGAUGCAGACUGAAAUCUUCUUUAGAGGUUCAUGUGAUUUGAAAUAAAAAAGGAAUCUUUGUGAAAGCAUUUCAACAUGUAAUGAGGAACUGAUCCAUAGAUGAAUACAGUUCCUCAUUAGAGCGAGCAUGCUGGCAAUAAAUUAAGAUUUAACAUUAUACUGUUACUCACUAAAAAGUGAGGUAAAUACAAAUGAGAGCUGUGUUUAAGAGAUAUUUCAGAUUUUUUAGAUGAGUUUGUAUAAGUUAGAUGUCACUAGAACUUUAGGUAGCCUUUCAUUGGGCAUCCUCAGCAGAUGUCCGAGCCAUCUUAACCUGCAUUGGUCAGCUUGGCCUCUUUAUUAAAGAUGACAUUAAAGGAGCAUGUGGAGGAACACAUCUGUGUGCUGUGUCUGCAAAUAGUGCAAAAACAAAUGGGCUUUCAGCUGGCAAAAUAAAGGUAGAGCAUACAUUCAAACCAAGAUGAGUGUUAGGGUCAGACAAUCUUGAAAUGAGCCAAAGUCGACCAUACAUGGGAACAUGCCUAGCCUUCUGUUUCUACUAGCUGUUUCUCAGUAAGGGAGCAGACCCAUCACCUGACUGGUAUCCAUUGUGGUUAACACACAAACUACUAACAACCUAAAUAAAUAUAAAUAUUAAGCUAAAAUGUCUGUUGAAGAAGUCCCAGGAUAAGGCUCAGAAAAGUUGGUAAAAAAGGAACCCAAGAGCUGCUCAAUUUGUGAUGUCACAGAUUGAUGAAUCUCCUCCAAAGAAUAAUCAAUAAUAAAACUAAUCAAACAGAAAUGUCCUACUCUGUUCUUUGUUGACAGAAAUGUUCAUGUUGGAUGAGGUUAGGGUGCCAUAAUGUAUGGUCAUUUACAGAUUCGAACUACUGACUUUUAGGCAGUGUUCAUCAGCAGGAUGUUUACAGUCGCCUGUUUCACAUGAUAAUCUAAACAUCCACAGGUGAUCGUUGUGUGGACGAGGCUUGAUAUUAAGUCCUUGGAGAAACUGGACAGGCUGUAGAUUGUUUGGUGGCUUUCAGCUGCUUUGUUCAGCUCAGUCUGGUUCUGUCUCCAUGAAGGUCAGCCUGUAUUACAGCCUGUCCACCACCACUUUUCUCAAAACAACGUGCCACCACCUCUCGGUUAAUUCCUAUUGACAACAGCAGCAGACCCUCCCCUUGAGCUGGCGCUUGCCUCGCUGACAUUAACAUCUGAAUGAGCCUUGGUGAAAAAACAGAAUUCAUUAGAAAGGGGAGGCUGAGAUGGUGGCUCGGGUUUUGUUUUGGCAACACAUUAAUCACAUUAUUGUACAUCCUGUUUGGGCUGCACAGUGCUCACACAGCCAAAAUAUCUGUGAUGCUUUCCCCUUUCAGUGUCUCUAAUAUCUCUGCCUCUUUCGGCCCAUCUGCCUCCUUUCCCCCCAAAUAGUUAUUUUUAUCUCGGUCUCCUUAAAUUUCGUUUCCCCCAGCAGUUUAUCUCUGUUUCCUUGUCUCCUCUGCCCUUUCCUUUGGUCACAAAAACAAUCAGUGUCCUUGCAAUAAAGAUGAGAUAUGCAGGAAUCAGUCUGAGCAGCUCCUCACAGCUCUGAUAGAGGCCGACGUAGAGAAGGACACAGUUUUAACUCUGUUUUCACUUCUCAAAAUUAUCUAAAAUUAAAUCACAUUAAUCCUGAUUGAUGGGGCUUCUCUGCAAUGCAGACACAUGCUAUCUUUUGUUAAUGUCUUUUAGGUACAUUUUCUGUACAGUAAGGAAAACCAACACAGCAUGAAAUUUCUUCAUCUUUUAAGAGACUGAAAAACUUUUAGAUUAGAUGAGACAGAACUUUAUUGAUCCUUUUGGAAGAGUUUCCUAGGGGAAAUUCAAAAGAUCAAUUCAUCAAUCAGCCGAUUAAUGGCAUUUUGAAAUUACCUGUAUUGACCCUCACAAGGCAACACGAUCUUUUUAUUUCUGCAUGAAAACACAUUUUUACCCUCCUCAGUGACAGUAGUGGUAUAAGUUCUGUUAUGAUGUAGGAAAAAGUGAAGUUUAAUGUUGCUUCAGCUAGAUAGAAAUAUCAGACAUGUCCUAAAAUCUAUAACAUAAUCCAGUGUAUUUUAUUUUUAAACUCAUUCAAAAUCCAUUUUAAACAUGUUAGUGGCUAAGAUAACCGUGUCUUUUAGAUGUUAUUGUGCAUGAAAUAAUAGAUUUAUAUAUGACUUUGUUUUUUAUUAUUUAUUUUAACCACAUUAUCUAUAUGUAUUUUUAUUUCUUUUUAAAUAAUUAAAGAUGGCUGGACAGACAUUCAAAAUCCCUUUGUGUCAAUAUUUACCAAGAUAAAUAUUUUUCAUUUAUCUAAUCAAAUAUAUAUAUUUUUUCCUCUUUUGCAUUUUUUUUUCAGAUUGAUGUAAUUUGUCGAAUGCAUCUUAUAUUAGUAUAUCAUCUGUAUAUCACUCAGUUAUAUUGUGUUACUUCGCCCCAGUUUUCAGUGUGCAUCCUUUGGAGUGAUGUGCAUCCUUUGGAGUGAUGUGUUGGAGUGAUGUUUGUUAUGUCUUCUCAACCCUUCCCUUCCCUCCUCUCAGUUGCCGCCCCAACUUCCUUUGAGGGCCCUUUUGGAAAGGUUGCGUACCGUGUGAGGGCGGCCAUCGACACACCCCGCUUCAGUAAAGACUACAAAGCCCAGAGGGGCUUCUACCUUCUCAAUCUGCUCAACCUCAAUGAGGUGCCUGACAUUGAGGUGAGUGUAUCUUAAUCUCACUGCUCUUUUCAUACCUUUACAAAAUGUUUUCAUCAGUGCAGAAACAGCUGAUUAGACCUCUGAAUUUCUAACAACCACAAUCCGACCCCGUGAUUCUGAUUCUGUCUCCUCAGGAUCUGAGCUACGCUGUGAUUACUAAGAAAUUCAGCUACCUCCUGGUGAAGACGGGGACACUGAUGCUGAAAGCUCACAGUGACAUGAAGGGGUACAUCCCCGGCCAGGUCAUCAAGUUAGCCACUGAGAUCCACAACAAAUCAGGGAAGGACACAGGGUGUGUACUGGCAAGUCUUAUACAGGUAAGCUAUCACAUAUGACCUGCUGAAGUCAAAACAAUCUUUCUGCACGUCUUAAUUUUUGCUUAGUUAUGCAAAUUAAACAUUUACAUGUUUAGUAAACUUUAUUAUUAGAUGACUCAUGUGCAUAUUUUUCACACCAGAAAGUGACCUACAGGACCAAGCGGCCUGUGUACGACUGGCGCACCAUCGCUGAGGUGGAAGGAGCCGGGGUUAAAGCAGGAAAACACGCAGAGUGGAGGGAGCAGAUCAUCGUCCCUCCUCUGCCUCAGUCUGCACUGGCCGGCUGCAGCCUCAUAGAUAUCGACUAUUUCAUUCAGGUCAGAGUGUGUCUCCCUGUUUCUGUUUGGAGCAUUAAAUGAGGUUAAUGGCAGGUUACAAUACAUAAUAAAGUGAAGGCAAGUUUUAAAACACUCGACACAGUUUACAAAGGUCCUCAAAUUGUAAUCAGUGGGAUGAACUCUGAGAGCAACGUUGUUUUAUGUGUUUGUGGUUCAUGCUGGUGCCAACACUCAUUCAGCAUCAUCUUAGAUUUUAGGACUUGCUGAGAGAGUCAAGACUUUAAAUGCUACAUUUAUUGUUUCAACUUUUAAUGUUUGUAUAUAAACCGACAGUCCAGAACAUAAUGUGUUUGCUGUAUCUGCAGCAUUCAGCAUUUGGUUUGAAUAUUCAAUAAUGUGUUUAUUUUUCUUGACAUUAUUGGAAAUGUAUGACUGCAGCAGAGUUACUCUAAUAGUAAAAUACCUAAAAGUUGUGCCCGACGUACCUGGAGCUGAAAUAUUCCCCUUGAGUCUUGUGAAAAGCCAAAACUAAUGACACAGAAACAAUUUUUUUCUUUUUUUUGAGGCCAUUAUUUCCAACUGGACCAAAAUCUUUAAACACUGCACACAUAUAUAUUGUUUCAUUUCCUUAGAUUCACAUUCACUUGUGGUGGUUGUAUUUGCAGCAGCAGGAUGGUGUCGUGACGUGAUCUUUUAUUAUAGUUUUGGGCAAUACGAUCGAUUAGACCAAACACGUUUAGAUGGUUUGGGUCUUGUAUAUUUUUUAAAUAUCUAAUUGUGUUUAUUUUUCACCAAAGUAUAUCAUCUGUAGAGAUUAGGGUUGGGGUGCAACAAUGCCUCCUCUGUGUUGAUUACUUAAAUGCCACAACAAUUUGAUUUAGUCAGCUGAGAGGGACCGAAGUCCAAACUACUGAGGCGAGAUCAGAGAUCUUCACCAUCCUCAGUGAUCAGCUUCUGUCCAAUCAUGUAUCUAUGUAGGCAAAGGUAAAUCUACCCGAGGCCUGUGCUGUCUUCAUGAAUCCUGUUUGUCUUAAAGGUGUCACUAAAGUCUCCAGAGGCAGUCGUCACUCUGCCCAUCUACAUCGGGAACAUUGCUUUGAACUUGUCUCCAUCCAGACCCAUUCCCUCCAGUUCAGCAAACAUCGCUCUGGGUGCAACAGGAGUGACACCCAGCGCCCCACCAGCAGAGGAGGAGCUAGAGGAGGGGCUAUGUGCAGGGGGCGUGGCAAGUGAGGAGAUUCCCACCAAGAGUCACUCUCAGCAGGACCCCUCAGGUCAGCCAGUCACCAUGUCACCCAGCGCCUUCAGCCACGCUCCCGGGGCGGCCCUGCCUCCCAACCACAGACGACCUAAUGCCUCUGCCCCUCUGUUCUGUGUGUCCACCGGGGCCACCAUACCCUUCUUCACUGAGGGAGAAGUGACUCCUAUUCCCACUUCAUGUUCUCUCAUCCUCCCUCCAGAGUACAGCAGCUGGGAGUACCCUCAUGGUUAGUCCUUUAUGAUUAAAAAAAACACAUACAUGAUGCAUUCAAGGACACAUACAGUAUCAGUCUGCUGAGUGAGCUAUAUUCAGCCAUCUCUAUCACAGUCGGUGCUUUGAGUACACUCUGGCACUGUAGAGACAUUUGGGUCCUGGGACACUAACCAGUGUUUUAGUCCAGUCUGAGUCAAGUUUGAACCAUCAGUGAAGGAUCUGAGUCAUGUUCAAGUCAUGUCCUAAUCACCUGAGUCCGUCUGAGUCUUUAUUCCUGGAUUCCUGUGGAUGUUUCAGGAGGCGAGAAUGACUUGGUCAGACCUUUGCAUGUGCAGAAAACAGAUUUCGUUCCUUUUUUUGAGUCGUAUUUUGGGACACUUGCUUUUAUUAGAUAGGACAUCGGAAGAGAGACAGGAAAGGUCUUAGACCAGGAGACAAACCUAUUUAUUGAAAAUGUAAAUGUGCACAGCAUCUGUCUUAAUAAGAAGUGGCACUGACUGAAUCAGCUAUGAUAAGAUCACUGCAUGUGUUUCAUUGAAAAAAAGCAUAACGUCAUUUCACUUAGACUGUUCAAAGAAAUGCUUUAGGACAACAUCUGCUGUUACAGAUACACAAGUACGUACACUGACUUUUUUUGCCUUUGUGUGUUAUAGAGCCCCCACCCACUUAUGAGGAGAGCUGCAGCAGUGCUGACACCAGUUUUAACAGUAGACAAUAGAAAAGGAGCAGGUGAAGAAGCAACAUGGCCACACCCACCCUCACCUGUCUGCACUCACCUCUCAACAAUUCAGGAUGGAGACAUGCUGGGUAAAGGAGGAUGGACCAUAACUCCACCCCAGAACACCCCAAAGAUUGUUUCUUCGUCCUCAAAUCAGUGGAAAAGGGAUCAUAUCUGAUACUGAAUAUACGUUUAAUUUCACCUUGUGUCCCAACACUAAGUGUCAGACAGACAGGGUGACCAUCACUGUGCCUAAAAGAAGUAUUUGAGAAGUGCUGAGUGUCAUCUUAGAGCAUUUACAGCAGUCAGUGAGUGGAUAAACGCCUUUACUGAGCCUGAAGGGGGAAAUGUGUUCACUUUUGUUUUUUUUCAAUGACUUUUUGCAUCUGUGAUGCCUUGAAAUGAUUUAGGCCUAUUGAGGCUUAUCUGUGACCAGAUCAAAUGUUCAGCCUUUUUCGCAGUCCAAUGUGCACUUCUUACUGCUGUCUGCUUAUGUCUCAGUCGUCUUCAUCAUCAGCAGAGCAGAGCUGUUGUCAUGCUGGAUAUUUAAAGCCGAUCUUUCAGCCUAGCGUUUAAUUUUGUAAGUUAUAAGAGUGGAAACCUUGUGUGUAGGUUUGGUCUUUUAUUGUCAAGAGAAUAAGACUUUAACAUUUUCUUUUUUAUUAAGAUUUCAUUUUCCAAAGUGCUUCAGAAAGUCAGUGUAAUAGAAAAGAUCUGAAAUUAUGAGGCCUGGAAAGAAAAUCUUUUAAGUGUAGGCAAAAUGCAACAGAAGAAAAACCUUAUAUACUAUUGUUAAACAAAAUUUACAAGGGCCAAGGUCAAAAUAGUUUAGAUUGAAUGUAUAUUUAAUGAAAGGAAUCAAAAUGGGUGGAUUUUUUUAAUAAGACGCAACCCAACUCCAUUCAAAAUGACCAUUGCAUACAUUGUAGCUGCAUGCUUUGCUUUCUGCUAGUGUCUUUUUAUGCUACAACUACCAGAUUAUAUGCAGCCUACGCCCAGAGGCCGAAAAGCAAACACAAGCAACACUGCUCAAAUGUUUAACACAAGCAGCGUUUAUUAAAAAGUUUUAAAAGCACAAAAAAUAUGAUUGUAAGUAUGUUUGAAAAUACUCUCCCAGUGCUGAGACAACGACCUUAAAGCAGAAGAGCCUGAACUGUCGUGCACUGUUGGGGGAAAAAAUGAUCUUAGCUUAAAGUUCUGUAUCAUCUCUUCUACCACCUCCAAGUUUUGUCUCACACAGAUUAAAGGUUUUGCUCUGGCACAAGUUUUGUAUUCAGAGGAUGGUGUUUCUGCGGAAGAGGCUUAUUUUCUGCAGCGCUUUGGCUGUCUAACUCUGCCCUCUUGUGGUCAUCGCUUGAUAAACACGUUUAAAACUGAACUCAUCAACUAAAGCCAACGAAAUAGUGCUAAAUAGAUCCUUUUUAAAGACUUUACUAAUGAGAUGCAACAACUGAGAUCUGCUGUAUGGAUGUAAAUCUCUUUUUUCCUUGCAGGUGACAAACUAAGAUUGGAAGUGUGUAUUGUUUAUAUAGAUGACGCAUCGUUCAGCAUCCUGUUUUCAGUUUCAGUCUGAAUGAGAUUGGAUGUUUGUUUUUUCCUCCCACUUGUUGCCUUAACUUUCUUUUAUUGAGAUGAGAAUCUUCUGACAUUAUAGUUGGUGCAGACGUUUGCACAACACAGCACUUUUUACCAUUGGAGUGCAUGGGUUUCUUUAUACAUGUCUGCUAUACAUGUAUGUGAGUGUGUGUGUGUUUGUGUGUGCGUGUGUGUUUAAAUAUAUAAUAGAGCUAAUUUUGACAAAAUGUUGAUUUCACUGAGAUAAGUUUUUUAGAGUUCAACAAUUUCAUACCUGUUUUAUUCAGCAUUAGUGUUAAAUUAUGUCUCAGAUUUUGUUCUUGCCUGUGUAAAGGGGCAGGGUGUUCAUUUAAAAUAUUUACUUUUACAGUUGAAUUGUGGUCGGAUUCAAUCAUAUCUUCAAAUUUGUCUUACCCUGAAGCUGUAAUUAAAAACUAAAGAAUUUUAACAUUGACAUUUUUGGAUUUUUUUUGCACAUAAGAGUUUGAAUGAGUCAUAAAAUUGUAAACUUUGAACAUCACUUAAAUUAUUUUAUAUCUGAUUUUGCAGAAAUUUGUCAUAUCAUGUCAUAUGGUGGUGGUAGAAAUAUUCUCAAAUUAAAUAAUUUGAAUUAUGUCAACCUUUUUACCCAGGUCUUCUGUGUUAUAAGAGCAUCACCACACUUAAUUGUCACUCAUCAGUUGGAAACUGUGUCACUGAAAAUUGUAAGCACAACUCCUGUACUGUUUGUUUGAUUGUAUGAAUUGUUUGUAUGAAUAUUGAUGUGUUUGUCUUAUUCUAUCAUGUAAGUACAAUUCAUCCUGCAGAUUUAGAGGAAAAAAAAACAGUGCUGGUGUCGGCUCUUGACUGUAGAUCAUCUUGCCAAGUUUUAUUGAGUAUCUGUAUUUUCUUCAUGCAGGGAAAGUGCUGUCAGUGCUGUCACUGUUGACAUUCACUCAGAUUUAAAACCUUCUGGCUCUACAUUAUUGUGAAUGCAUGCCUUAAACAACCUUGAAUCCCAGCUCACCAUCCAGGAGCUUGAGAUGGACUUUUCUUCUCAUCUGUCAGGGAUGAUAUCAGGAUGUGCAUGUGCAGCUCUCCCUGAUUUCCUCUCCUGUGGACUGUGCGAAGUGCACUUGAUGAAUACAAAUGUAGCUAACAGUGAACACACUGGAUCUUAAACCUGUUGAACCCCGUUUUAUUGUUUUGAAUUCAUGUGCAAUUCCUCUCAUUCCUGAAAACCCUGCAGCAGCUUCUUGACAUCAUUUCUCACUGCCUCUGUUACACCUAGUCCCCUUGAUUUCCUCUCCACCAAAAGGUACUAUAGCUUUAUGAGGCCCCCUCUUGUUUUGUGUCAUUUGUCAUUCCUCCUCCCUCACACAUUGAUGAGUGUCUGGUUUUGUAUUUUUCUACUUGUAAACUGUUUACAGGUGCAGUAUGCAGAUACUACGGUGGCACCUCAAUCAGUUAAUGUUAUAUUUCAACUUACAGUACAGAAUCCAAAUUGUACUGUCAAGUGUAACAAUAAAGAUAUAUGACCUGUA
Messenger RNA from Xyrichtys novacula (pearly razorfish), 43668 nucleotides. Lineage: Eukaryota; Metazoa; Chordata; Actinopteri; Labriformes; Labridae. The record is from the annotation of a GenBank genome assembly.